CCUUUCCCACCCGAAAAAAAAAAAUCUCCAAUUCCCCACCCCAACGCGCUACCCUAACCAGAUUUCGCCGCUUGCUCCCCGUCGACCUCCCCCAUCUCCCUCCAGCUAACCCUAGCCCAGCCCCCGAGAUCUACUCCGCGCGAGCAGCCAUGGCCGAGACGCUCGACAUGACCCUCGACGACAUCAUCAAGAACAACAAGAAGAGUAACUCCUCCUCCGGUGGGGGCCGCCGCAGCCGCGGCGGAUCCGCCCCUGGCGGCGGCGGCGGCGGCGGCAGCGGCGGGGUCGGGCCGACCAGGCGCCCCUUCAAGAGGGCCGGGAACAGGCAGGCGCCCUACCAGCCGCCGAAGGCCCCCGACGUUGCGUGGCAGCACGACAUGUACCCUGCGGUCGCCGCAGGAGGAGGCGGCGGCGGGAGGGUCUCGGCUCUCGAGACUGGUACCAAGCUCUACAUCUCCAACCUGGACUUUGGGGUUUCGAACGAGGAUAUCAAGGAGCUUUUCUCUGAGCUAGGUGAUCUGAAGCGCUACUCCAUAAAUUAUGAUCGAAGUGGCAGGUCUAAGGGUACAGCAGAAGUUGUAUUCGCAAGGCGUUCUGAUGCUGUAGCGGCAGUUAAGAAGUAUAACAAUGUCCAACUUGAUGGUAAGCCCAUGAAGAUAGAGAUAGUUGGGACCAAUACUCCAACUGCAGCUGCUGCUCUUCCAGUCUCUAAUGGUGGCCAUGCUAGGAAUGCUGCGAGGAGUGCACCUAGGGGUGCCGCCCCAGCAGGUAUGCCGCAGCGUAGACCCCAUCAGAGGGGUGGGAGGCGUGGUGGUGGAUCUGGUGGUGGUCGUCGUGGCAAAGAGCGCAGCACGCCGAAGUCGGCUGAAGAACUUGAUGCUGACUUGGAGAAGUAUCAUGCUGAUGCGAUGCAGACCAACUAAAUACUUUCACAAAUUUGAUAUUUGGCAUCAAAUAUGAAGCGCAUUAGUCCUUUCAUUCCAGCUGUUUGUGCUACUAUGUUCAGGGGACAACAAACCUUAUGUUUGUGGGGGGUAUUGCUUUACUGAAUUUUUGUGGGUUUUAUGUGUCACAAUAGAACUAGAGUUGGGUGAUGCUGAACACUUCUAUGGAAAUUACUUGGUUGCCUUUAGUUUCUGUACCUAAUGCCGAGGAGACAAGAAUCAUCCAAAGUUGCUCAACAUGUGAAAGUUGGUGAUGUAUGAAGGUGCCCACAUUUCCUUUGACUCCCCACUAUAUUAUAUCUUGAAGGUAAAAGAGACUGGGCUUCAGAUGUCCCUGGUUAUCUAGUUGUGCGCUUUCACUCUGGUAUUUCUCAGAUGUUUAUCUGCUGUAGGCCGGUUCAAGCUCCAGCCAUCUAAGUAGGAGGUGGCUGUUGCAUAUUGUGAAACAUCGUGAUAUUUAUUUUGGGCAUCUUAAGCUAUCCUCUGGCACAUUAAAGAUUUCAUUAGCUUCAAGGUGCCUUUCUUUUAUAAGUUGAUUCCAUACUUGCAUAAUCUUCACUCAGGUGUCCACAAACUCGUGAGUUAACUGUGGACUUGGCUGUCACUAGUCUGAUUGAAGCAUCAUGGUGCAAAUCCUGCUUCAAGAUCUGCUAUUGAUAGCUUAGAGAUAGCUGUACUGUCAACGCCUCUUCAUCAUUUUGGACUUCUAGGCUCUCUGUGUAUUUAUGCUGUAUAUGAGCAUAUGGGGCAUCCUCUAUAAUGGUGGAUCUCAUAUACUGCGCUUUGGAGUUCCUUUCAACUUCACUUGGGAGCCUUUGAUAUGACACAAAUAGAGUCAUGUGAGGCCCAGAACAUCAGUUUCUCACGGAAACUCUUCCCUUUUGCUUGCUUU
Messenger RNA from Sorghum bicolor (sorghum), 1836 nucleotides. RefSeq names its product THO complex subunit 4A. NCBI's taxonomy places the organism in Eukaryota, Viridiplantae, Streptophyta, Magnoliopsida, Poales, Poaceae. Gene Ontology annotation, molecular function: mRNA binding. Gene Ontology annotation, cellular component: nucleus. The record is from RefSeq and is a predicted model, not a curated record. Bases 150 to 923 code for a protein of 257 amino acids. The transcript has 6 exons. Gene Ontology annotation, biological process: mRNA export from nucleus.